AUGAUGUCCAAAAUGCUAGUGGCAUUUGUGCUCACUUGUCUAUUUUAUGUUGGUUGUGCUCAACAGUCAACGGUUUCAGCACUUUUCGCUUUUGGAGACUCAAUAUUAGAUACUGGGAACAAUAAUCUUCUUGCAACUCUUACCAAGGUCAAUUUUUUUCCAUACGGUAGAGAUUUAGGUGGACUACCUACCGGAAGAUUUGGAAACGGGAGAGUUUUUUCAGAUAUGAUAGCCGAAGGUUUGGGAUUGAAGAAUCUCUUACCAGCAUAUCGUAACCCAGCCCUCUCAAGCAACGAUCUAGUGACUGGUGUGUGUUUUGCAUCUGGUGGAUCUGGACUUGAUUCUAUCACUGCCAGGAUACAGGGGGUUAUAUGGGUGCAAGAUCAAGUGAGAGAUUUUCAUAACUACAUCACUAGACUAAACGGUGUAGUAGGGAGUCAAGAGAAAACAAAUGAAAUUAUAUCAAAUGCGGUAUAUUUAAUCUCAGCGGGGAAUAAUGAUAUUGCUAUCACAUAUUUCACUACGGGAACUAGAAGGUUACAAUACACUCUUCCAGCAUACACUGAUCUUCUAGUCACUUGGACUCGUGAUCUAAUAAAGAGUCUAUACGAUAUGGGUGCAAGAAAAUUUGCGGUUAUGGGAACACUACCGCUAGGUUGCUUACCGGGAGCAAGAAGCUCGAUUGCAAACUUAUUCAAAGUCUGUGAAAUGUUUUCAAAUCAAGCAGCUGCUAUGUUUAACCAGAAAUUAUCUGCUGAACUUGACAAUCUUGGCGCAACAUUUCCGGGUGCCAAAUUCAUGUACGUAGAUAUGUACAAUUCUCUUAUGGGUCUCAUCAACAACCCUCAAGCUUCAGGGUUCGUUGAUGCAGCUGAUGGAUGUUGUUGCACACCAACGUCUAUAAUGCCGUGCUUAGAUGCGUCUCUUUACGUGUUUUGGGAUAUUGCCCAUCCGACCCAGAAGUCAUACCAAACGAUCACGCCAAAUAUUAUUCAAGAUAUCAAAGCAAAGCUCGCAUGA
This is a messenger RNA of Raphanus sativus (radish), 1020 nucleotides long. Its product is annotated as GDSL esterase/lipase At1g73610. The transcript is spliced from 5 exons. NCBI's taxonomy places the organism in Eukaryota, Viridiplantae, Streptophyta, Magnoliopsida, Brassicales, Brassicaceae. The record is from RefSeq and is a predicted model, not a curated record. Gene Ontology annotation, cellular component: extracellular region. Bases 1 to 1020 code for a protein of 339 amino acids. Gene Ontology annotation, molecular function: lipase activity. Gene Ontology annotation, biological process: lipid metabolic process.